Messenger RNA from Heterotrigona itama, 794 nucleotides. Lineage: Eukaryota; Metazoa; Arthropoda; Insecta; Hymenoptera; Apidae. The record is from the annotation of a GenBank genome assembly.
AUGGACGGAAGUAUAAGUGAUAUCUUAUCGGGCGAAAGAACUGCAACGAGACGAAGAUACAAAUUUUUCGCAGAAACCAGAGAUCGAAUCGGUGUUACAAACAUCGAGUUUUUCAAGGCCACUUGAACGUCUCGUCGCAGGAAGCUUCGUCCUCCAAGCUCAAGGGACAGUAUUCGUCGGCGGUGACCCUGUCCAAAUCCCCUAUGUCCGCUCUGGGCUUGAACGGCAGCUCGGACACCAAAAUGCCCUCCAGCGGUUCCUUCUUUUCCCAGGAAUGCAUUUUUAUCGGCGGAUCCCCCUGCGGCGGCCUCGUUUUCACUGGUGCCACCUGUCAUUCGCAUCUCGUCGCUCGUCCCCAUCACGGAAUCGUUCUCUGCAGUCUCGACCGCGCGUGCAGCAGUCUCCACAGCUUCGAGGAUCUCUCGCGGUGGCUCUGUCGUCGAGUCGGUUCGCGCCGCGUCGGUAAGCGAGUGAUCGCUCUUAUCGGCCGAGCCACUCUGCACGUCCGAUCUCAUUCGCGGAUUCUUUCGAUACUCCUCCUCCAGGUAGCUGCGGAAUUGAUCCCUGAAGUAGCCGUCGAUCAUUUUCCACACGCUGGUGCUGUACCAGGUGAGUAUACCGACGAGAAACAGGCCGCGAACUAUCAGUCCCAGCAUGAUCAGCCGCGAAUUUCAAUUAAUGAAUCGACGUGUAUUAAAAUUCGCGAUAGAACGUUCGUGAUUGGACUUUGCGACCUAGAGAAUCGAUACUCGUCGAUACUCGAUACCGCGUUACGAGACAACACGAUGAAAUAA